CAGAGAAGAGCUGAGAGCUCAUUUCAGAGGAAACCAGCACAGCACCAGUUUUACUGCGUAUCAUCAAGAUGACAAUGAAAACAUCUUUAAUGUUUCUGCUGGGUCUGACAUCGCUGCUUUGCUGCACUACACACCAAGCUGCUCUGACUGUGAGUCCCAGCAGAUCUCAGUUCUUUGAGUUAGACUCUGUGUCUCUGAGCUGUGAGGAGAACAACAGCUCUGCUGGAUGGACUGUAUGGAGGAACACAACCAGAGGAACCAGGACUCAGUGUGGAAAGGAAUGGGGGAAACCAGCUGGUUCUACCUGUAACAUCAGUUAUGUUUUAGAAAGAGACAGUGGAGUUUACUGGUGUUGGUCCAGAGAGGGAGCAGCCAGCAGCAGCAUCCAGCUCACUGUCACUGGUGGAUCAGUGAUCCUGCAGAGUCCUGUCCUCCCUGUGAUGGAGGGAGAUGACGUCACUCUGAGCUGUCUAACAAAGACCACUCCCUCCAACCUCCCAGCUGCUUUCUAUAAAGAUGGCUCCCUCAUCAGGACUGAGCCCAAAGGUCACAUGACCCUCCACCAUGUGACCAGCUCUGAUGAAGGCCUCUACAGGUGUAACAUCAGUGGUCAUACAGAGUCUCCAUCCAGCUGGAUCUCUGUUGAAGUACGGGCUUUAACCACCCCUAGAGCCCUGCCGCCCCCAGCAAACCCUCUUAACUUGGUUUCAACAGUGAUUCGAUGCCUCCUGGUCUUCUGCCCAUACCUCAUCUCUACUUUUCUUUUGAUCUCCUUACUUAAAAAAAAAUCACAAGGAUAAAGUACUAUAACGCUGUCUCCUGGAGAAAGAACAGAAAGUAGACUGUCAUCAAAAAUCUCUCUCAUCUUUUUAUUGAUUUUGUUUCUUUUUAAUAAAGCAUUAAUUAUUUACGCUGUUUUCCAUGUUUUUCAGUUUCAUGACUUAUUCUGUUAUAAUUUUUUGAUCGCCCAUUAUUUCAAUUCUUUCUGUCCUAUAUUCAACAUGGCAUCUUUUCUGGAUUAGUUCAUUGCAGCCUGUUCUAACUGUUUGACUUCUUUGUACAUAUUCUGUAUUUUCAUGCAUUUUUUUAAACAGUACCUUGUAACAAUACAUAGAAAUUA
Cyprinodon variegatus (sheepshead minnow) is the source of this 1120-nucleotide messenger RNA. Its product is annotated as low affinity immunoglobulin gamma Fc region receptor II-like. The transcript has 6 exons. Bases 69 to 800 code for a protein of 243 amino acids. Lineage: Eukaryota; Metazoa; Chordata; Actinopteri; Cyprinodontiformes; Cyprinodontidae. Gene Ontology annotation, biological process: cell surface receptor signaling pathway. The record is from RefSeq and is a predicted model, not a curated record. Gene Ontology annotation, molecular function: transmembrane signaling receptor activity.